Molecule: messenger RNA, 3432 nt
Organism: Tetrahymena thermophila SB210
Lineage: Eukaryota; Ciliophora; Oligohymenophorea; Hymenostomatida; Tetrahymenidae
Exons: 9
Source: RefSeq, a predicted model, not a curated record
UAAAAUAAGUCUUAACAACUAUCACUACUUUAAUAUAUAAAACAUUCUUAGUUUUAUUUUCAAUAAUAAAUAUAUAAAAGUAUAUUUUACUAUCUACAAGGCUCAAGAAUAUUAAAAAUAUUUUAGGAAUUAAGCUCAAAAGGAAAUUAAAAAUUAAAAAAAAUGAACGACAAAAGAUUGACUGAUUAGCAAAGGUAAGGAAUGAGUGAACGCAUCAAUCAGAUAGUUUAAAUCAAGUUCAGAGAGUCUCAAAAUUCUCAAAAUAAAAGCAAUCAAAAUUAUAGUUCAUAUGGAUUAAAAGAAAAUAGUGGUUAAAAAUCUGCAAGCAAAUCAAAUAUUUGGAAUGGUUAAAGCUAAAUUUAUUAUAGUACUUAGCAGAAUUCUGAAUCUAAAAUGUCUAAUAAAAUAAGUAGAAUCAAAGCUGCAUAAACAAGAAUAGGUUCCAGCUCUUCACAAAUUUCAGUAAAGAGAGAAAAAUCAUACAACUCACAUGAAUAAAGUGAAAGUUUUAAUGGAGGAAAUUCUAUAAAUUUAAGUGUUAGCAAUGCUUCUAAAUAGCUAAGAACAAACCACUACCAGUAAAUAAAUGCAUUUGCUGACAAGAAAAAAAGCUUAGGCCUACAUCCCUAUUCAUCGCAAAGCUAGUCUAAAAACUUCUUUUCUCCUCAUUCAUAAGCUAAAUCUUAUAACCUUUUUAGUUAACACCCUUAUGGUUAAGUAAACCAUAACUAAUAUAAGUAGCCUUAUACAAACAAUUUUAUCUAGUAAAAAGAAGAAAAUUUUAUGGAAAAUAACAUAGAUAAUAUUAACAUAGAUCUACAACAAAUGCAAUAGGGGGAUUAGUAAUAUGAUUCAAAUUUAUAUUUGGAAUAAAUCAAAAUUCAAGAGUUAAGAAUAGCUUAAUUAGAAGAUUUGUUAAAAUAGGAAACAUUAAAUUGUGAGUAAUUUCGUUCAUAGAUUAGUAUUUUAAAAUAGUAAAUGCUCAAAAGUGUCAGCGAUUCUGGAUUAAUAAACUUAUUCGAAGAAGCUUACAUAGUUUCAGUAGAUAAAUAGAUUGAUAUUCUUGUUUAAUUAAAGGAAAUAUAAUAGAAAAUAGAGCAAGAUAUAUCAUCCAGUUAGGCAAUAAUUAUUGAUUAAGAUAACAGCUUAAAAAGUUUGAUAGAAUAAAAUUAAUAAUAGUAAAUUUAGAUAUAAGAGCUUUUUACAAUAAAUUAAAAAAUAAAAGAGGACUUAACACAAAGUUUAGAUGGCAAAAAAAAGCAUGACUAAGAAAAAUUUUAUUUAAUAGAGUCUAAUAACAAGUUAGUCAAUGAUAUUGAAAAUGCAAUCUAAUAAAAUUCUAUUUUGAUAGAAGAAAAUCAACACUACAUUAAAUAAAUUGAUGAAAAGAAUAAUGUCAUUUCUCAACUUGAAACUCUCCUUAAGGAUUAAAAUGAAAAUAAAUCUGAGUAAGAAGCAAUCUUAGAAGAAAAAGAUCAAGUAAUUUAGAAGUAAAUCUAAGACAUUUAUGAACUGAAUGAAGAGCUAAAGGAAAUCAAAAAUCAAAAUGAAGAUUUAGAAUGCCUAUUAAAAGAAUAUGAAGAAAAAAUUUAAUAGAUUAGCGAAUACUAAUUAGAUAAUAAUUUAUAAAAUAGUCAAGAAAAGAAGAAUGCAAUUAAACAAAGAGAGUUGGAAGAUCUGAGAGAACUUAGUGCUUAGUAAUAAAGUCAAGAAGAAGAGGAAGAUAAGCAAAAUCAAUUCGAAGCAAUACAAGCAAAUAUCAAUAACUUAGAAAGAUAAGUAGAUAUCUUAGAACAAAAAAACAAUCAUCUCACUCAGUAAUUAGAGAAAAACUAAACUUCGAUUAUUUAAAAGGAUAGCUAAAUAAUUGAGAAAGAUAAAUUGCUUAAUAAAAAAGAUGAAUAAAUUAAAGAAUUAUAAAUGUAAUUUUAGGAUAAGUAACAUAAAGCAGACACCUUUUAGAAAUAACUAGAUAUUCUGCAAAAUUAACUUCUCGAAACAAAGCAAACUAAUAACACAUAGAAUAAAUAAGAGGAAUUUGCUAAAAUUGUAUAAGAAAAUAUUGGCUUAAAGGCAAAUUUAUCUGAAAUUUAGAUUUAAUUUGAACAAUUAAAACAACAGAACAUUAUACAUAUUACAGCUAAUAAUAAACUCCAAGAAUUAGUUGAAGAAAAUCAACAAUUACUGAAAAAGGCUAACUUAGAAUUAUCUCGCUAAAAUUAAUCUUAAUAAGUAGAUCCUGAAAUUUUGCAAUAGUAUGAGCAAAACUUUGAAGAAUUAAACAAUAGAGUUAUAGAAUUUCAUUAAAAAUAUUAGCAAUCUGAAGAAGAAAAAGAAAAGCUGUAAGAAGAAAUUGCUUUACUUAAAAAUGGAAUGGAAAAUGAUGAGAAAAUACAAUAGCUUUAAUAUAUGUAGAUGAAAGCAAAUUUCUUUUCAACUCAAGUAGUUAUAAUGAGUAAACUAUUAUAGAUCAUAGAUCAAGAGGAUGAAUGUAUAGAAUAAGACUAGUAUGAGCCUAUUGUCUUAUAGAUAAAGUAAAAAAUCGAAGAAUUAUUAAAAGAGAAUCAGCUAUUGAAGGAGUAGCAAAAUAAUAAUGAAUAAGACGAAAAGGAUUCAUAAAUAUCUCCUAAGCAAGUGAAAAUUUCGUAGAUUUAAAGCCUUGAAAAUUCAUUCAGUCUUAGGAAUAGAGAAUAAAGUUAUCAAUAAAAUGAUUAAAUAUAAAUUGAUUAAAAAGUUAUGGAAUAAUUUGAAUAAAAGUAUGAAAAACAAAUUGAAGAAAUUACUCUUUAAGUGCAAGAAUUACAACAAAGAUUAGCAGAAGUUUAUGAGUAAAAAUUCAUACUUGAAACUUACAUCUCUCAAAUAAAAGAAUUCGUGCCUAAUUAAGAUGUCUAAGAGUUAGUUAAUAAAUAUUGUGAAACAAUACAAGAACUUAUCACAAACGAGCAUUGUUAAAAAAGACUUAAAGAAAAUAUAGAAGAGUUAGAAUAAACUUAAACAGAUCAAACUGAAAAAACUAAUGAUGAAAAUGAAUCACAAGAAACUGAGAGAUAAAAAAAUCUAUAAUAACUUUUCCAUACUUUUGAAUAAAUAAUAUAGUAAUAUAAAGAACUAAUUGUUAAUAGAGAUUAACUUGGCUAAGAAUUAGCAUUUUUAAGUGAAAAAGAAAACGAAAAGUAUUUGAUGGUAGAUGAAUUAUAAUAAUAAAAUUAACAAUUAUAUUAAGAGAUUUUAAUUCUAAGGAAUGAGUAUAGCUAACAAGAUGAGAAUGAUCCAAACUUGGAUUAGAUGAGAGAUCAUUCAUUAGGAGAUUAAUAAUUUCAAUAAUAAUAAAAUACUUAAAUGCUAUCCUAAUUUAUGAAUCAAUAAAUGAGAGUUAGUGAGGAAAGCGAAGGUCAAUUUGAAGAAUAAAAUUAGGAAAGUUUUAAAUGA